GUUGCUGCCAGUCAAAACGUUGACACAGUGGAUCCGUCGAAGGCAUCGAUCAUGGGCGGAAAGAGUCGCGCUGCAAUGCGUCGUGAGAAGAAAAGGAAGCAGAAAGGGGCCUCGUCUACGUCCUUAGAUGAUGUAGCCGCAGUUACGGCCUCUGGUAAGCCUCAGAAGCGCCAGCAGAAGACCAUUUAUGACAGUGACUCGGACUCGUCCGAUGACACCAACCGUGCCGCUGCCAUCCCGCUGCCAUCGCUGGAGGAUGGAGACAAGGUGCGCGACUUUGUAAAAGAACUAGAGACGCAGCACAAACCUACAGGAAAACGUGCACGGGCUGAAGCCGAGCAACACGCGGUGGAUCAGCGCAAAAAGAGAUUCCGCGAGGAGAAAGCCGAGAAGAUCGUGUGGCGUAAGUUUGACAGAGAAAACCGGGCCUUCGAGAAGUUCUACGAGCGCUGUCUGGGACUGGAUAAGGACGAGUUCGCCCGCUUUUUGGCCUGUUUAAAGGAGCCACUGCCUGUGCAUCUACGGGUAAAUGGCAACUACACGAGUCUGAGUGAGAUCGUGACGGGAUCGUUGGAACUGGACUUUGAUCUGAGGGAAGUGACUGUACCCACACCGGUAGGAGGCGGUGAGAUGCACGUGCAGUUUGGACCUGAAGCUUGGGCACCCGAGAAGAGACUGUGGAAGCUGUCGGUGGACAGCAAGAUGUUCCGCAAGGUGGAAGGCCUCCGAUCUCUAAGUACGUACGUGCGCGCGCAGGGCUCACUGGGUACGCUUCUUCGACAGGACCCGGCUGCGACUGUGCUCCCGGCAUUCUUAGAUGUUCAGCCUGGACAACGUGUGCUUGAUCUAUGCGGUGGCGGCGAACACCGUGCACCCAUUGUGAAAGAAUACCUAUGUCCUGGCUCCCCUGCCAGUGCUGGUAUUGAAACCAGCUCCAGUGCCAAGAAUGUGCUGGUUGUGAAUGAACGGGACGCCACGGUGGCGGCGUCUGCUGUGCGAAACUUGACACGAACGCUGCCGCUUGCUUGCGACCUCAUUGUUAGUGCACAUAAGCCGGAGGAUUUCCCAGUUCCGGGAAUUGCUGAUGCUCUGUUUGACCGUGUGAUUUGCUGUGCCCCGUGCUCUGGCGAUGGAUUGAUUCGUAAACUUCCCGAGAAGUGGCGUACGUGGAGUCCGGAGCAGGCGCUGGUGCACCACCCCAGCCAACUUGGUCUAGCUGAACACGCAGUGAGUCUGCUACGCACUGGCGGUGCUCUUCUGUACAGUACGCGAUCGCUGAACCCGAUUGAGAACGAGGCUGUCGUAGCUGAGCUGCUUCGCCGCUCGAACGGCGCGUUGGAACUUGUAGAGACCGACGAUAUUCUGGAAGGUCUAGAGCGCUCGCACGGCCUAAGUCAGUGGGAUGUAUUAGACUUGGCGUCCUGGGAUGACGCAUCGGAGGACCAGAGACAUCGUCUCCGUCCGUCUAUGUGGCCACCUUCAAACGAAGAAUGUGACGAGAUGCACCUAGAUCGCUGUGUCCGCCUGUUACCUCAUCAGAACGAUACACACGGUCUCUUCCUCGCGGUUAUCCGUAAGACUCGUGAGGCUGACAAUGCUGUCGUAGCUGUUGGACCUGCAUUGCCCCAGUCCAAGACUAAGACGAAGUCAAAUGUGUCGAAGAACAAGAAGCAGGCGAAGGCUGAAAAACCUUUUGGCAGCUUCACACCCAUCGGCCAGGAACAUCUGGCAUCGAUUCGAUCCUUCUUCGCGCUUCGCAGCAGCUCAGCCUUCUUGGAGCGGGCAAAUAUGGCUCGCCAGAAGCGUGCAGUCCAUGUUGUCACCCCUGCAGUAGCAGAGCUGGUAACGAACCAGCUUCGAGGACGGUUAAGUAUCUAUCACGCAGGCGUGUUCGCGCUACGACCAGGUACUGGAGUCGAGGCUGUUGCUGACGAGCUCACAGAUGAUGGUGCUAGAACAUUGCUUCCCGAGAUGAACAAGCGAGUAUUAAAUUUGCCGCAAGAUGAGUUCACGUCGUUCUUGGAGUCGCGCGAGAUGUGGCUGAAGAAUGCCGGGGAGCACGCCCGUGAACAGCUUGCGCAGAUGACUGAGGGUAGCCUUGCUGUAGCACUGGACGACAUGGAACCUGCUCAAACGGGUGACCGAGACAUCGUGCUGGUUGCUGUUAAGCGACACAACUCGUGCUCGAUUGUGUCGUCUCCUGCGGCGAUUGCACGGAUCAAAGCGCUUCUAGAGGAACUCAACGAUACAGGUGGCGAUGAGGAUGGCUACGACUCGUUUGAGUUUGAAGACGAAUAG
Messenger RNA from Phytophthora infestans T30-4, 2298 nucleotides. RefSeq names its product tRNA (cytosine-5-)-methyltransferase NSUN2-like protein. Gene Ontology annotation, biological process: RNA methylation. NCBI's taxonomy places the organism in Eukaryota, Oomycota, Peronosporomycetes, Peronosporales, Peronosporaceae. The transcript has a single exon. The record is from RefSeq and is a predicted model, not a curated record. The coding region runs from base 52 to 2298 and encodes 748 amino acids. Gene Ontology annotation, molecular function: methyltransferase activity.